This is a messenger RNA of Aspergillus terreus NIH2624, 1458 nucleotides long. RefSeq lists its product as uncharacterized. Lineage: Eukaryota; Fungi; Ascomycota; Eurotiomycetes; Eurotiales; Aspergillaceae. Gene Ontology annotation, biological process: transmembrane transport. The record is from RefSeq and is a predicted model, not a curated record. Gene Ontology annotation, molecular function: transmembrane transporter activity. The transcript is spliced from 3 exons. The coding region runs from base 1 to 1458 and encodes 485 amino acids.
AUGGGGUCCAAUUUGGGCGUUUCUCCAGCGCCAUAUACGCAGAAUGCAAAAGGCGUUGGCUCAGAGACUUCAGUUCACCUGGAGAAUGUCCCUCCGUCGCCGCCGAAGCAGGACAUCAUUGAUUCCUGGGUAGCGGAGGAUCCCAAGCACCCUCGCAACUGGCCGAAAUGGAAGAAGAACGCCCAGAUUCUAAUGGUGGCGUUCCACUCCAUGGCGGCAACGUUCAUGGCAGCAGGUAUCAUUCCGGCGUACGAUGCCAUGGCAGAAGAUUAUGGUGUGACGGUGCCCGAGGCCAGUUAUUUCACAUCGGUCCAGAUCCUGCUGCUAGGUCUGACCCCCAUUUUCUGGAAACCCAUCACCUCCGUCUACGGCCGCUACCACGUCUUCAUGUUCUCCGUGCUGGGGUCCAUGGUCUGCAAUAUCGGCGGCGCGCGGUGUACCACCUACGGCGCGCAGAUGGCCACUCGAAUCAUCGCCGCGAUCUGCAUCUCCCCUCCCAUCGGUAUCGGCAGCGGCGUAAUCACAGAACUGUGCGAGCCGCAUGAACGCGCGCAGAAGAUCGGCUGGUGGACGCUGAUGCUCACGCUGGGCACGCCGGGCGGUCCCUUCAUCAUGGGAUUCGUGAGCAAGCACAUCGGCUGGCAGUGGAUCUACUGGCUCUUUGCCAUUAUGAACUUUGCCCAGUUCAUUGUGUACCUGCUGAUCGGCGAGGAGACCAUGUACGUGGUGGGGAGGCCCAAGGCGAAGCCGGAUGGCGGGUUCUGCAGCAAACUCAUUCCUCGCCGGGUCGAUACCCGUCCGCUUACGUUCCGCGAAUUCGUCCAGCCCCUGUGCUACUCGAAGUUUCCUCGCGUGGUGAUUCCCGCCAUUGCUCAUUCUAUUGUGUUCUGCUAUGGCAACAUUGCACUCAUCGUUGAAAUGCCCAUCGUGUUUGGCGAACGGUUCCACUUUGACGCCCAGCAGAUCGGCCUGCAGUUCAUUGCUAUCAUUAUCGGCUGCGUCCUCGGGGAGCAACUGAGCGGACCCAUGUCCGAUUGGUUCCUGAGACAUAUUGACAGAAAGAAGGGCUCCCAUCGGCCGGCAGAUCGCCUGUGGGUGUCUUACAUUGGGUUUGGCACCGUCAUCGCCGGACUGCUGGUCUGGGGGUUCCAGCUGGACAAGGCCACCUCGUGGAACGUCACGCCGUGCGUGGGCGCCGCCAUUGCCAGCUUCGGCAACCAGAUCAUCACGACGAUCCUGAUCUCGUUUGCUGUCGACAGCUACAAAGAGCACUCGACCGACGUUGGCGUGUGCAUCAACGUCUACCGCCAUAUUUGGGGAUUUAUCGGCCCUUUCUACUUCCCACACAUGUUCGAGACGCUGAAGCUUUCGGGGGCAGCUGGUGUCAUGUGCGCCAUCAUUGCUGUGUGUGCGCUGGUCCCCAUCAUUGGUAUUCAAUUUGUUGCUAGCCGCCGUUGA